CCGCCCUGCUGGCUGCGCGCGGCGGUCUUGUGGGAGGGAACCCGGCGUCCUGGCUCGCCUGCAGAUCUGGAAGCGAUUGCUGUAGUUCGCAUCUUUUUCAGGCUACACUGGAAAUAUAGGUUUAUUUUUUAUUCUUUUUUCCCUUUGGUGUUUUUUCUGCACAAAGAAGAGAUUUUUUUCACUUGUUCAUGCCGAAGCCAGUUUUUAAAAGCCAGCUAAAACAGCAAUGAGCGUGCAGGAUUGACAGUUUCGCCGAGGGCCAGGGCAGGGCAGGGCAGGCCAGGCCGAGGGAAGGACCGGCGGAGGACCGUCAGCAUCUUGUGUUGUGUGUGGCAUCAGCGAGCAGAGCGUGUGGAAUUGAGUCUCUGGAGCGCUCGUUUCCAUAGACGUUUUUCCUGGCUGUGUUUUUAAACCUCCCCACCUCUUUUGGAGGCUUUGUUUCCGAGCUUCCGAUCGGGGGGCUUUCGUGUGUGUGUGUUUGUGUGUGUGUGUGUGCGCGCGUGUGUUGUGGUCCCAGCUGAGUCAUCAUGUCCGCUCUGACGCCUCCGACCGAUGCGCCAACCCCCACCACUGACAAGAUCACACAGGCUGCCAUGGAGACGAUCUACCUUUGCAAAUUCCGCGUGUCCAUGGAUGGGGAGUGGCUCUGCCUGCGCGAGCUGGACGACAUCUCACUCACGCCUGACCCAGAGCCGACCCACGAAGACUCUUGGGAGGAUUUGACAGAUUUGGUGGAGCAAAUGCGCGAUGAUGGAGAAGACCCUAAUUAUCUAAUGGCUAACGAGCGCAUGAACCUGAUGAACAUGGCCAAGCUGAGUAUCAAGGGCUUAAUCGAGUCAGCUUUGAACCUGGGCAGGACUCUGGACUCGGAUUAUGCACCCCUCCAGCAGUUCUUCGUGGUGAUGGAGCACUGUCUGAAGCACGGUUUGAGAGCCAAGAAAACUUUUCUUGGACAAAAUAAAUCCUUCUGGGGGCCUCUAGAACUGGUGGAAAAACUUGUUCCAGAGGCUGCAGAGAUAACAGCAAGUGUUAAAGAUCUUCCAGGACUGAAGACGCCAGUAGGCAGAGGAAGAGCCUGGCUUCGUUUGGCAUUAAUGCAAAAGAAACUUUCAGAAUACAUGAAAGCUUUGAUCAAUAAAAAGGAACUUCUCAGUGAGUUCUAUGAACCAAAUGCCCUCAUGAUGGAAGAAGAAGGAGCUAUAAUUGCUGGUCUGUUGGUGGGACUGAAUGUCAUUGAUGCUAAUUUCUGCAUGAAAGGAGAAGAUUUGGACUCUCAGGUUGGAGUUAUAGACUUUUCCAUGUAUCUGAAGGAUGGAAACAGCAGUAAAGGUAGUGAAGGGGAUGGUCAGAUUACAGCAAUUCUGGACCAGAAGAACUACGUGGAAGAGCUCAACAGACAUCUGAAUGCUACAGUAAAUAACCUUCAGGCCAAAGUAGAUGCGUUAGAAAAAUCCAACACUAAACUGACAGAAGAGCUUGCCGUUGCAAACAACAGGAUUAUCACCUUGCAAGAAGAAAUGGAACGAGUUAAAGAAGAAAGCUCCUAUAUACUGGAAUCCAAUCGGAAGGGCCCUAAGCAAGACAGAACUGGUGAAGGGCAAGCACUAAGUGAAGCAAGAAAGCACUUAAAGGAAGAGACACAGUUGCGAUUGGAUGUUGAAAAGGAGUUGGAGCUCCAGAUCAGUAUGAGGCAGGAAAUGGAGCUGGCCAUGAAGAUGCUGGAGAAGGAUGUCUGUGAGAAGCAGGAGGCGCUGGUGUCUCUGAGGCAGCAGCUGGACGACCUCAGGGCUCUCAAGCAUGAACUGGCCUUUAAGCUGCAGAGUUCAGACUUAGGAGUAAAACAGAAAAGUGAACUAAACAUUCGUUUGGAAGAGAAGACUAAUCAGAUGGCUGCUACCAUUAAACAGUUGGAACAAAGUGAAAAAGAUUUGGUGAAACAGGCAAAGACCUUAAAUAGUGCAGCAAAUAAACUGAUCCCAAAACAUCAUUAGGCAUUUAUGUAGUUGGUCGCCUCACAAGUCUGUUAUCCCAAGUUAACUGUAAAAGGAAGAAACCGAAAGUUACUACAUUUAAGCUCUGAUCUAUAUAAAUUGUCAUCAAAAAUUGGCUUUGAAUUUGUUGGGUUUUUAAGAACAGUUGGAUAUACAGGUUGGGUUUAUGUUAGUUUUUUCUCAAAGUUAGAAAAUUUUGGGGCCAGGGAUAUAGCUCAGUGGCACAGUACCUGCCUGGCAAGCACAGGGUCCUGAGUUUGAUUCCUGGUACUCCCCACCCAAAAAAAAAAAAAAAAAAAAAAAAAAUUGGUAUAAAUUCAAAUUAACUGCUAAAUAAACUUAAGAAAUAUUUCCAAUUUGACCAAUAAGUAAAACACCAUUGAAAAGCCUAGGGAGGUGAAGUUUGGUGCAUAUAUUAACGCUGCCUUUAUUGGCCAGCGCUGGGCACCAGCAGCUCAGGCAUGAUCUACCCCACGACUGUGCCAGAAGUCUGCUCCGUGCUGCCAUGGGACGAACUGAACCACCCCUGCACCCUGGACUGUCUGAAGUAGCUCUGUGUCUCUUAGGCCACCCCCAUCCCCACACACACUUUCAUUAUGUGGGUUAUGUCCCCAAGCCAAGGAUAAGUACUUAGUACCCUAUUGCAUUACAGUUCUAUUAAUAACCCAAGUUGCUUGCAACAUUUUUGCCUUAGUGACUGAAAAAAGAGAAACAGCAUCCUUACAUUUCUUUAAAGUACAUGGAGGUAAAGUUAGUGAUUAGGUAACUUAUAAUAACAUCAUGUGGAAGCUUCAGAAACCCUCCUAAUAUUUGUCAUCUUCUACCUCUGCCCCUUUCCUGCCGUUCCACUUCCAAUGAAGUAGCUCAGAGUGAACAAUUUUCAUAAAAACACUCCUAUUAAAAAUGCACUAUGGGGGCCAGGGAUAUAGCUCAGCAGUGCAUGUACAAGGUUCUGAGUUUGAUUCCCAGUACCCCCUCAAAAAAAAAAAAUCUGCACUACACCCUUUUCUAAUUUGUUUUGCUUUCUUCCUGGCAAGGACAACAUAUAGACAUGAAUGAAGAUUCCUGUCUGUCCUUUCUUACCUGGAGACAUUCAGUGCUUCUGUUACUUUUCAUUUAGAUGGGGAUUUGCCGCAGGUUCUCAAAAACUAAUAAUUUAGUUACUAGAAAAACAUUUCAGUGUAGGAAUCAGAUAAAUUAUAAACUCACAUUCUUUAUUAUUUACUAUCAAAAAUAAAGAUUCUCAGUAUAUAUACACAAGCAAUAUUAGCAGGGCUUCUUUUUCAAAGUGACCGCAGAUCUAAACCUUUCUGGGUUUUACAUUGUAAAUAAUCCUAUAAAUACUUUGAUUUUUUUUAAAAAAAAAAAAAAGAUUUUUGAUUUGCAGAGAUAGGCUUUUACAUAAGCCUGUAUUCCUUAAAAAGGUCUUUACAAAAUUUUGAGAUUUUUUUGUUUUGUUUUCUCUUUCCAGUAAGCUUUGCAGCAUUUUAGCUGUGGAAGUGAGGACAAAAUAAUUUAUUUACUUACAGGCCUGUUUCUUUCUUCUUGGCAAAAUUCAGAAUUAGGAGAGUAAGAUAGGUUUCAUGUACGCUUCUUUUUUAGGUCCUUGAACCAGACUUGAACCCCAAAUCAAGUCAAAUAAUACAUGUUAGAACAGACUGCACAGAAGAAGAUCUUGCACUUUUGAACAUGUUUUAGGUUUACUAAUUUUGCACCUAUAUAAAUUAAAUUUGCACUGAGUCACCUUUUCUAUGAGCAUUUGAAAGGAGUGAUCAAAUACUAAGUAAAGACUAUACAUAGCAUGCAUCUGCUUGUAUUACAUAAAAUCCCAAAACAUGAUAGGUGCAAAAUUAUACAAUGUUCAAGAAGCAUCCAUGGGAACCUUUCAGAGAACAUGAUUAGGAAUCUUACGAGACCUAGGGCUGAGUUCUUUGUUCAAUGGGUCACACACCACUUGGCAGGAAUGGAAAGGAAAGAGACAGCCAAAUUCUGACAGACUUCUCUUGUACAAUAACCAGAAGCCCCGGUAAAGGCUGGUGUGUAAUUCCAGUGAUUUAAAAUAUGUUUGGAGAAGGGGUCAGAAAUAAUGUUAAGAUUCCACAUAUGAGAAGGUAGUUACCCAUAAGCACGUUCCAGCUGUGUGUGUAACACAGAAGUAUAAAAUUCUAAACCUGCUAGGAAAUGAAAACAAAUGGGUUAAAUUCAAAUUACUAUGUACUUGAGGUUGGCUUUGGAUAUAGAUUUUCUAAAAAGUGAUGUUUUAUUGUUUAUCAUCUAAUGGCUGUACACUGUAGUACUAGAAUAAAAAAAGUGGAAAAUUGGC
Molecule: messenger RNA, 4314 nt
Organism: Cavia porcellus (domestic guinea pig)
Lineage: Eukaryota; Metazoa; Chordata; Mammalia; Rodentia; Caviidae
Gene: Rufy3
Product: RUN and FYVE domain containing 3
Exons: 14
Coding region: 528-1991 (487 amino acids)
Biological process (GO): regulation of axonogenesis
Cellular component (GO): axon; dendrite; neuronal cell body
Source: RefSeq, a predicted model, not a curated record